GCUGUGGAGAAAGACCAGCAAUCCAUUGAUCAAGGUGCACAAUCUCGACAAAACACUUUAAAACAGGGAAAUAGGACGUGUGUUUCUCCAUUAAUGUUGAAUCAAUUGGAGAAAAAGGAUCUACUUUGGUGUUGCCCUAGUUCUGGUGGUAAACUAUUUUGGUUCAGCAUUUGCACAGACGCAUCAGUUUUUCACACAGAGCUAAAUUCCCCUGUUUAUGAUUGGAAAGUAUCAGUCAGUUCUCCUUUGAAGUUGGAGAACAGGCUUCCCUGUCCAUUAGAAUUUAAGAUUUGGGAAAGACUGAGAGAUGGCAAAAAUGUAGAACGACAGAAAGGUUUUAUAUCGUCUCGUGGAACUGUACACAUGUACUCUGCUGACAUACGGAAUCCUAUAUAUAUCAUGUUAUUUGUUGAGGAUGGUUGGGUAAUCGAAAAGGACCCUGUUCUUAUUUUGGAUCUAGCAUCUAAUGGUCACGCUUCCUCAUUUUGGAUGGUUCAUCAGCAAAGAAAAAGGUCUGCUGUUCAGUUUAGACUAUUUGUCAAUUAUGUUUGAUUAUCGUUCUUUUGU
Molecule: messenger RNA, 567 nt
Organism: Olea europaea var. sylvestris
Lineage: Eukaryota; Viridiplantae; Streptophyta; Magnoliopsida; Lamiales; Oleaceae
Exons: 2
Coding region: 94-552 (152 amino acids)
Biological process (GO): protein targeting to vacuole; protein retention in Golgi apparatus
Cellular component (GO): extrinsic component of membrane
Source: RefSeq, a predicted model, not a curated record